This is a messenger RNA of Onychostoma macrolepis, 3692 nucleotides long. It is a transcript of the gene tead1a, whose product is annotated as TEA domain family member 1a. The record is from RefSeq and is a predicted model, not a curated record. Gene Ontology annotation, biological process: embryonic organ development; regulation of transcription by RNA polymerase II; hippo signaling. Gene Ontology annotation, cellular component: transcription regulator complex. Bases 539 to 1807 code for a protein of 422 amino acids. The transcript is spliced from 13 exons. NCBI's taxonomy places the organism in Eukaryota, Metazoa, Chordata, Actinopteri, Cypriniformes, Cyprinidae. Gene Ontology annotation, molecular function: DNA-binding transcription factor activity, RNA polymerase II-specific; RNA polymerase II cis-regulatory region sequence-specific DNA binding.
AAUAAACGAUUCAGUUACGUUUCACGAUGUCACGAUGUGACUUCAUGAAGGCCACUGUAGGAAUCGCUUUAGUGAAGGGAUUCAAAAGAUUCGAGUCACUGAUGAAUCAAAACUCCUCACCGCUCCAGUCACACGCGGCCCCUCCCUCCGCCUAGGAGUUCUGCGAGGCGCGUCACUCCGGCCCCGCCCCCAACGCAAACUCAGUUCUUCGCGUUCAUUUCAUUCUUGCCCUCAUUCCGCGCAUACUUCACAUCGUUGUUAGAUACGCGGAAUAGUCGCGCUCUCGCGCUCCGACGAGAAGAAAAAAAAGCGAUCAGCUGGAAAUAAACCAGAGCGUGCACUCGAUCCGAUUGCACAGCGUAGGACACAUUUAAAAGACGGAGAUUGUGCAAACAUCCGCAGAGAUUUUCAUCACUUGUGGAGGUUCAGAAAACACUUUUUCCUUCGAUCCGUGCCAGCCAGUUUACCACGAUCUCGUUGUACCAGUCAGUGUGCCGAGAGUUCUCCAGGCUCGGGCUCCGAGAUCCCAGCUGUUGCCAUGGAUCCCAGCAGCUGGAGCGGCAGUGAAAGUGCCGGCGAGGAUAUCGAGAGGAUGAGCGACUCGGCCGAUAAGCCCAUGGACAACGACGCUGAGGGUGUGUGGAGUCCUGACAUUGAGCAGAGUUUCCAGGAGGCCCUGGCCAUCUACCCACCCUGCGGACGACGGAAAAUCAUCCUGUCUGAUGAGGGGAAAAUGUAUGGUCGUAACGAAUUAAUCGCCAGAUACAUCAAACUCAGAACGGGAAAGACACGGACGAGAAAGCAGGUCUCCAGUCAUAUCCAGGUUCUUGCCCGGAGGAAAUCCAGAGAAUUUCACUCCAAGCUAAAGGACCAGACCGUGAAGAAUGAUGCGAUCAACAGGAUGGCGGCCAUGUCUUCAGCGCAGAUCGUCUCGGCCACGGCCAUCCACAGCCGGCUGGGGCUCGUGGGACUCCCUCGACCCACCUUGCCUGGGGCGACAGGGAUUUGGCAAGUGUCAACAGGGCAGCCUGGUUCCUCUCAAGAUGUGAAGCCGUUCACACAGCAGAGUUACCCCAUCCAGACGGCCACAGCCAUAGCAGCUUACGAGUCCCCCACACCCCUGGCAGCCGCAGCGCCAGCGUGGCACGGCCGCUCCAUCGGUACCUCUAAACUGCGGCUGGUGGAGUUCUCCUCCUUCCUGGAGCAUCAGCGGGACCCAGAUUCAUACAACAAGCAUCUGUUUGUGCACAUCAGCCAGACGAAUCAUUCGUACAACGACGCGCUCCUGGAGACAGUGGACAUACGUCAAAUCUACGACAAAUUUCCUGAGAAGAAGGGCGGGCUGAAGGAGCUGUUUGGAAAAGGAGCUCAGAACGCCUUCUUCCUGGUUAAGUUCUGGGCCGACCUCAACUGUAACAUCCUGGAGGAUUCUGGGGCAUUUUACGGCGUAACCAGUCAGUACGAGAGCUCAGAGAACAUGACCAUUACCUGCUCCACAAAGGUCUGCUCUUUCGGGAAACAAGUGGUUGAAAAAGUUGAGACGGAGUAUGCGCGGUUUGAGAACGGCCGCUUUGUGUACAAGAUCAACCGGUCUCCCAUGUGUGAAUACAUGAUCAACUUUAUCCAUAAGCUCAAGCACCUGCCCGAGAAAUACAUGAUGAACAGCGUACUAGAAAACUUUACCAUCCUAUUGGUGGUGACGAACAGGGAAACUCAAGAGACCCUACUGUGCAUAGCCUGUGUGUUCGAGGUCUCCAACAGUGAGCACGGCGCUCAGCAUCAUAUCUACAGACUGGUCAAAGACUGAAGCUCCUCGACUCACACGAGUAACACUACGAGCAGACAGCCAGCGACCCACAGAGAACAGUGGAGACUUUAUAUUCACUGAGGCUUUUAGGCUACACAGCUGACGACCGCCAAGGGCGGCAAAGCCUAAUGGACUAAGAAAACCCUUUGAAUGACUCACGACCUCGUUUUAAGUGGCUGUGCCUCUGUCAGUCCCACCCAGAAGGCUUUUGUCACGUUUUGGGUGAGGUCUGGAACGAAUAAUUACAUUAUAAUUUGUGUAUCUCUUGUGUUUUGGUGUUUAUUUUCAUUAACAUGUUCGUGUGGGUGAAACGGUACGGUUUUGUUACUUUGUUCAGAUGUCUGUUUAACUUGGUUGAUGUUUUAAACCAACAUUAAUGUGUUUUUGAAAGAGCAUUGCUUAUAUAAAAUCGUAUUGUCUUUUUUUUCUGUUGUUCAACCUUUUAUUCUCACACUGAACUAUGUUUCAAAGACUUUGCCCCUGGUAUUUUUUGACCUUUAGUGGAUUUAACUUUAAUGAACGAACAUAAAAAGGUACUGUAUUAUUUAUGUGGAACUACCUGCCUUACACUGCACACGGGCUGUUCCAGUGUGACCCACAGUUAUGUAUAUUAAACACUAAGAAACAAAUCAUUUUCUUUUGAGAAACUUUAAAAACGACAAAAUUCAACCCCAGUUAUUAAUGUGAAUUUUCUUUGCAUUUAAAGCUGAAGUAUGUCAUUUUUUCUGUCUAAAAUCCUGCUAUCCCAGCUAAACAUGCAGAGACUCUUAAAGAAAAUUAUGAAAAUUCCACAUUAGUUUUGAUCGAGCCGGUGUCGACCAAUGGCGUGAGCCGGGGGCGGGGCUACAUGUUCCAUCAAUGACUUAUUCGGAAAGCUGUUUUGAAAAUAUUUAUUUUUGAAAUUCCAUUAGGUGGCGCAAAAAAUUACGUACUUCGGCUUUAAGAAACUUAAUGCGUUAUUUCUUCUCAUAUCAGAACAGGCUACACAAGAAAGGGAAUUUACAUAGCAAAAUCACCAAAGCAUAUCGUGCCUUAGUGUUUAUCAUCGCAGACGUCGUCUAAAUUGUGAGUAAAAGUGGGCUAUGUAACCUCACAUAAAGUAUGUAUUUUGUCCCACAUUUAUUGUCUGUCCAGUCCAAGCGAAGUAGGUCACAUCUCUCUCUUGUACACCAAAUAAACACAUUCUAUCACUUAUGUUCAUGCCAAGUGAAAGCUACAGGUGUUGAAAGUGCCUUUUGUGUGUUUUUCCAGCUCAGAAAAUUGUUGACACCAAAAAAAAACAAAGCGAGUCAGAUUUGGAUUCUUUCACCAUAAUGCCUUUGACAUUUUAAAAGCGGGGAGAAAAAUAAUUAAAACUGAUAGAAAAGCGUUACUGCUCUCUCAUUUUGAUGGAAGGGUAUUUUAAUUUGAGUAGGAAUCAGGUAUUUGUUAUCUACCUUAAGAAAGCAGUUCGUUGUGGUGUCAUGUAUGUAGCGGAAGGGCGAUACGAUUUCAUGAACACAAAGGCAUUAAGUGACUUUAAUCACAAUGACAAGCAGACUGACGAGAGACAGUCCAGUGCUUAAAGAGCCCACAUUACUCUGGGUAAAUCGGAAUCAAACUUAUUUACCACACAAGAUCGUGUUUUGUUUUUGUCUGCCAUGUUUUACACGUUUUGCAGAGUAUCUGUUAGUAAAAAGAGCAUUAAAAGAGAACACUAAUGUAUUUGACGCAGUUCUUGUCUGUCUGUUUUCAGUAAGAGCGCUUGUCUGGAGAGCACUGAAACGUUGAGUUUGGUAGCUUUUUUUUUAAUAGGUGGACUCAUGUCAAAUAAUUGUUUUCAGUUGUGUAUAUUUUCCUUGAGGGGAUGAAAAUGAAAAAAAAAAUAAACUUUUAGUGUUUGUAC